CAGAAUCCCAGUAUCCCACCACAUCAAUCAAUAAGCCUCCAAGACCAAAAGUCCCCUGCAUCUCCCGAGCGUCAGAGUUGAGCCAGAGUUUGCUUGGGGAGAUUAAACUUAUUCCAUCACGAUGGCCUCGCAGGUGAUCGAGGUGAACAGGGAGGGAGCGGAGGUGUACCACGGCGCGGCGUUGUGCGCCGAGAAGGCGGUGGAGCUGCUGGCCGAGACCAACAUGCCGCUGGGCCUGCUGCCCCUGGCGGACAUCGAGGAGGUCGGCUACAACCGCACCACGGGCUUCGUGUGGCUGCGCCAGAAGAAGGCGCUCACGCACACCUUCAAGCAGAUCGGGAGGCUGGUCUCGUAUGCCACCGAGGUGACGGCUUUAGUUGAAGACCGCAAGAUGAAGCGCAUCACGGGGGUUAAGAGCAAGGAGCUCCUCAUCUGGGUCACCGUCUGCGACAUGUACAUCGACAAGAACGACCACUCAAAGAUCACAUUCAAGACGCCCACCGGACUGGGAAGGACCUUCCCCGUCACCGCCUACGGAAAGGACGACGACAACAAGAACGACGUGGCCAAAUAAGUGACCACCGCCGGCAUAAAGAGUAUAUCUUUUUGCGGGCAUACAGAGUUUAACACUACGAUGAAUACUACAUGUACUUAUUUUCUAUAUAUAUGAACUUUUUUAAUAAAGUGAGAUUA
Molecule: messenger RNA, 693 nt
Organism: Triticum urartu
Lineage: Eukaryota; Viridiplantae; Streptophyta; Magnoliopsida; Poales; Poaceae
Source: RefSeq, a predicted model, not a curated record